UUAAGAAAGCAGACAAAUGAUUAUUUAUAGUAACUGCGAUAUUAAAAAACCAUUAAGUAGAGAACAUAGCGAGAACAUAGCGAGUGAACAUGAUGAAGAUCGCGGUCACUCGGUCGUGUUUCUCCGCGCGUUUCCCUUCGGCGUUGACAGGGCGGUGAUUAAGAUCAUCGAAAGUAGGCAUGUAAUUUCGGCAAUGUUCAUCGAAAGUGACGUUAAUACCCAGCCUUCCGCGAACGAUCCUGCGAAUGGUCCUGCGAACGGUCCUGAACUCUGCCCUCUCCCGAAAUGGCAUAUAACAGCGAAAGCUCCAUCUUCCUUCGUUAAUUAUUAUCGCAUCAUAGUGUCUCGUAAACGACAAUUUUUACGAUUUACGUUCUGCAUUACGGUUUGCGCGCGCGAAACCUUUGUGAAAAAACGCGUGAGAAUCACCGUUACGCAACGAGCAGAUGUUGGACGAGAUAAAAUUUACCUAGUCUUGUAAAAGUAAAAGUCGAAAAGAAAACAAAAACGACGGUAAGAUGAAUCGAGGUAGAUUAAUAUAAAAUAAAAUACUUGAGAAUCAACGUAAGAUUUAUGUAUCGCUUUACCAAUUAAAGUUUAUAUCGUCAAAAACAUGAUCUGAUUUUUUUUUCAACUUCUUAUCACGAAAUCUAAUUAUUUUUUUUGAGGGAUGAAACAUUGUAUACACAUAUUUCCGAAGAAUCGCCGAUUUGCUUGGUCGAUUCAGCGCUUUAAGCAGGAUAAUGAUGAUGUUGGAACGAGAGAAGAGAAAGAGGGGAUCCGAAGGAGAAAGAGAAAGAGGGGAUCUCGUGCUAACAGAAGGGAUAAGGAACCCAUGCACGUACUCUUACCAGCGGUACGACGACUUCAGUCUGACAAUCGCUUCCACGGAGCGAGGUUGACCGAAUCCGAAUGUUAAUCCGGGAUCGUCCGUCGAUUCGAGCGCACGGUGACUUGAAUCCUGGCGAGUGCAAAAAUCGGUGCAAAAAUAAAAAAGAAAAACAAAAAGCAGAGGAAAAAAUUUUCGACCAUGUGCUCCGAAAUUUUGGCGCGAUAAGAACAGCUUCUUGUACUUCUGCAAAAUAAAAUUCGAGAAAAAUUAAUUUUAAACCGCUAGUGAUCGGACUGCAGGUCGAUGGAAUAAGAACCACGUGACACGUAGCACUUAGAUCCUUUUUCUAAGAAUAUUUUAUUUCGGGAAUAUUUUAACGGGUUAGGAUAAGGAGCAAAGAGGAAGAAAUUUUUAACUUUAUCGUUUCGUUGAUUGUUUCCGGGAAAAGCCUCCCGAGAGAGCUAAUGCUCUCUUCCGACAUUUUAUUGCCGCGAUAAUUUGCGAUAAUAAUUAAAUUUACAUAGCAUUCCCCGCGGGUUCGCGCGAUUCGACAUCGAAUUUCGCGCGAACGAGGAGGAAAACGCCGCGUUCCCGCAUUAUCGCGGCGCCUUCGCGAGGAAGCCGCCGACUUCGUCGACGCGAAGGUGUGCGUGGUGUGCAGCCGGUCGGAGAAAGUGCCAGUUCGUCGUUGUGCGUCGUUGACGUCCUCGGGCUUAUCGGUGGAUGUACCCGCGUGGUGACAGCGGCGGAAUCUCGAUGAUCGAUCGUCAUCGGCAUACCGCCCGACCAUGAGAGAUUCGCGUCUUCUCAGGACAGCAUGACCCUCGACGCGUGCGAUCGUCCGCGUGCGUUAACAUGCGCGAAGACUCGCGUGUCCGCGGGUAUCGCUAGAUCCUCCUGAAGGGAUAACGCCUCCUGGGCUUAGAGAGCGAGAGAGAGAGAGAGAGAGAGACACCCGCAAAGAUCAUCGGAGACGUGACCCAAGAUCCAAGAUCGAUCGUGAGGGUAACGAUUGGUCGACAGACGCGAGCUACAGGCUGAAGAAAUCAAUCAUAUUGUAGCCAUGAACCUCGCGCUGCAUGGAUUUUUGCUGCAGGUUUUCGUGUCGAUUCUCGACUUUUAUCAUGGCCGUUUGUUAUGCAGCGCGGGGGAACCUGGCUAUCUGGACUUCGACAAUCUGCCGGAGACGAAUUUCUCAUGUCAAGGGAAGGUGAUCGGCGGAUAUUACGCGGACGUCGAGGCGGGCUGUCAAAUGUUUCACGUCUGCACCAUCGGCCAGAAAGACGAGAUUAUGGACAUAAAAUUCCUCUGUCUGAACGGGACCGUCUUCGAUCAGGAAACCAGAGUCUGCGAGAGAGUUGACGAGGUGGACUGUAGCAAGAGCGAGCGAUUCUACAAUCUAAAUCUGGAACUUUAUGGCAAUAAUGCUGUGACACUCAGCUUGAACGGCGAAGAUGAAGACGCUCUGCCGAUCGACUCGGUGGAGGAUCACCAGACGCGAAUAACCUCGGCGCGACCCAGCACGACCAGCUCGACCAGCACGUCGACCACGUCUCGACCCGGCAAACCGUCCACCACAGCCGCCAGCGGUUCCUUCCAGCAUCCGGCCGGCUAUCCGCAGCACUAUCAACCACAGCCGCCAUUCCCGCAGGUGCACACGAGCCAGUCCAAGUCGUUGUACGACGACAAGAACGGCGGCUACCAUCACCAGUACAUCUUCCACAAUGGCGGCGAGCGCGCCAGCAAUCAGGCCACGUCGUAUCAAUUGUUCAGCAAUCAAGGCGCUGUAAGCUCGACCACCGUUCCACCAGCGUCUCCGCCUCCACCGUCCCCGCCGCAGAUCCACCAGAUUAGAUACAGUUCGACGGUAGGCCCGCCGCCGCAAAUCAUUCAUAACGAACCGUCGACCGUGACGCCGCUAUUCCACGCGACGUCGUCCACGAUUCAGACGUUGCUUAACAGCAACGCGAAUAGCCCGGCCUUGAUCAACCCCAUCUUUCAUAAUCACGGGAUCGCGAGCACCACCGAACAGUUCACCGUCCACAGCAACAAUCCGCGAGAGACUACCGAUUAUCGCGAUGACAACGAUCAGGAGCAGGAUAUAAGGACGUUGGAGGCGAUACAACCGGCCAACAAAGGCAAGAUUUCUAAGCUGGCGAUAUCUCCGUUACCGAGCCAGCAAGAGACCUUAUCCCGAACGGUACAGACGAAGACGAGUCAAACGUCACAACAGCAACAACAGCAACAACAGAGAAUACCCGGCAAUUUUCUACCAACUCCGACCACCGUCGAAACAACCGUCAGAUCGUUCUAUCCGACACCGAGGUCUUCGCCGAAGCCCUUGCAAAUGUCGCAGUCGGUCACUCACCAGGUUUCCCAACACAUCCAUGUGUCACCGAGCGUGACGGUGCCGCAGCUCAAACAUCAUCAGAUCACCAUCAAUUUGCCACCGCCGGAUAUUCAGAGAAUUGUGCAGAAUCCAUCACCUUUGCUACCAUCACAAUCCCGAGUUAUCGUCACAGCGAAGGCGAGCGUGAGCGACGAGUCCGGUAGGCCCCUAAACACUACGCAACUGGUGACAUUGCCGUUGCCAACGAUACCGGCCAGCUACGACGACUAUAAAGAAGGCGAUGAAUCAUUCGAUCCUUUUUAUCGCGAUGUUCCGAAAAUUCGCAAAAAUCGCCAAGCCACAACGGAAAAAAUAAAAGUUUUGCGGAAGAAACGGUCGCUCGAUCAACCCUUCCACUUUAUUUAUGGGGUGGCCAAUGAUCAAAGCAGAAAUUUCAAAGUGAUAGAGAAGAGUGAAUUACCUCAGAAUGAAAAUAACGCGAUGAGAAGAGCACAUGCCGAAGUUGAUUACCGGACUAUUAAAGACAGUUUAAUCAAAUUUAAAGAUGUUUUAUUCAGCAACGAAGAAAACGAUGAUUCUUUCCGUAAAAGUGCUGAAGAAGUUAAAAAUAAUACCGAAAGCGUUGUGAAAGAUGGCGAAAUUUUUGAUAAAACUCUUGUAAAGCAGGAGAAAGACAAUGCGAUAAAAAGAUAUGAUUUAAGAGACUUGAGCACAGAAGCAUCAGAAUAUUUGAAUCUAAAUAAAAAUGAGGAUAAAGAUGAGGAAAUGAGUCGCGCAGAUUUCUUUUCAAAUGUCAAAGUUAACACUGAAAAUAAAGAAAAAUCUCUCAAAGAAUUAGAAAUUAACCUCGAAUCUACGACUCUUCGCCCUCGAAAAGACGAAUCUCGAGGAGACGUUAUAGACGUAAUAAUACUCGAUUCCGACAAUGAUUUCAAAGUGAAAGCCGCAUCUAAAGCAAAGACUGACGCGCCUAUCGAGAUUAUCAUCGAGGAGGAAACGAAAUCUGGCACGCAAGACGCGUCGAAGACUAACGAGAAAGUUGCACAGAAGGGACACAUCGCGGGAUACCUGACAAAAGAUGAAUCAAACAAGCAAUUGAAUUCCGUCGCCGGCGAGAGAAGACAACCGACGGUUCCGCAUGAGACGAUCAAGCGAAAGAGUGCCAAGGAUUCCGGAGAACGAAAGUCUGGUUCGAGGCGGAAGGGCUUAAGAUCUAGGUCGUCGAAGAGGCGCAUCUCUUCGAGAAUAAAACAGCAAAGAACGGAUAAUGUCGAAGCGGCAGAAACAAUUCAGUCAGGAAAAGAUGUGGAAGAUACUACUACUACAACUACUACUAUUACUACUCCUACUACUACUACAUCUACCACUACCAUGACCCCAUCCGUUGCACUUUUGGAUGUUGCGGAGCAAAUCGAUAGCCACAUUUUCGGUGACAAUUUAGAAUCACAAACUUUUAAAGAACUAGGCACGAGGGCGAUCGGUCAACGUGACGCAAUAUAUUCGAAGAGUUUGCAAGAUGGCAAAAGCUACCACGCCGGCAAGAAUAAGGAGAUAGAACGAUCGUUCGAACAUCAGAUUGUAGAUAAUCGCGCGAUAGAUUCAGAACUACGCGUUGAUAAAAGGGAGGACAGGAAACGGCAAACGGAAUCGACGAAUUACACGCAAAAUGACGAAAAGGAUGCGACCUUCAUUGAAAAUCCUCGAAGUGUAGAAGAAGAAGCCGAAUUGACGGAAGUCACGCGUGUAUCCGAAGAAGAAAAAUUUUCCAAUGAACAAUCAGACGAUGAUUUUAAUGCGAAUAACGGAGAAUUCGAAGAAAACUUGCAAGACGAAGUUGUGACUUCUCAUGAACUCAACUCGGAGCUAGAAGAAUCUUAUCCCGAAAAUGCAAAUGAGAAAUCAGGCACCGAUGUUUUAGAUGAAGUGCAACGUUCAACUACAAGAUACAGCGAAGAAGUGGAAGCUUCCGAGGAAUUGAACGAAUAUCAGGACAUAACGGAAUCAUCCGCAGAAAAUACACGUAACAUUCAAGAGGAUUACAAGGAAUCAGAAAGUACUGAGAGUUCUAUAACGCUCGCGGAUUACACGAAUUCUGAGGAAUACACCGAUUCCCAAGAGGACGUUGCGGCCUCGACCGAGGAUGCCGGAGGCAGUACCGAAGGUGUUCUAAAAUUUACAGAUGAAUUAUCGAAAUCAGAUGACGAGGAAGAUGCGGAGACGACAGAGGAGACAUCAGCAUCCGAUGAAAGCAAUGCACACGAUUAUAUCGACGAUAAUUAUGAACCGGAGAAUUACAAGGAAAUGGAAACCACGGUAGAACCAAACGAUUUCGAGAAAAACGAAGAGAAAGACGAUGAAGAGAAAAAGGAUACGACGAUAAAAGAGCUUGAUUAUACGACUGAAACAACGCAACGGAUCGAUGACAGUGCUGAAGCAGAAACGCAAACUGAGUAUGCGGUGGGUGUUACAAAGAUUGAGAAUCUUCAUGAAAUUGCAAGUUUAACUACGACUUCAUCAAGCACUACGACGUCAUCGACCACAUCGACGACAUCGAGCACAUCGACUACGACUACGACUACCACUCCUCGACCAAAAAUUACUCGUCGACCAACGACUACCACUACCAUUCGUCCACCGAAACUCUUUAAGCCUACCGGAAAUAGAAGGAUUUAUGCUUACAUUCCUCCUACGACAACUCCAAAUUCGGUCGUGAUUAAACCGAGAUUAGGCCUGUACAAUCCGAAACCGGCGAAACCGCCCAAAUCGUACAACGAGUUGGCACCAAAGCCGAUAAUUAGGAAGCUUACUUUAUCGCGAAAACCAUCUAUCACCACUGCAGCUACUACUACUAUUAUUACUACCACUAUGGACAAAUUAAAUACGGAAAAUUUAGAAAUAUCGACGGAGCCAGUGACGAUGACGAUGAUGACAGAAGUAACAAAAGCAAUGGAUACGACGACAAUGACACCGACAAUGGCGCCGGAAACGACGGUAACGGAGGCGACGACGGCAGCGACGACAACAUCGACAAUGAUGACAGAAACGACGGAAACAAUAACAACAGCGGCGACAACGACAACGCCAGCAACGACGUCAGCGGUAGAAUCUGGUAGAAGUGAAGAGAACGUCCUUGAAACUAAAUUGGAAGCAAACGAUCAUAUAUUCUUCGAUCCUUCAAAGAAUGAUCAAAAAGACAAGGAAGAUCAACUUCCGAGUCCAUCUGAACAGAACACUUCAGCCAACUCUUCAAAGAGCACUGAUUCGGCAAUCACGAUCAAGACGAUCGAAACUUUCACCCCUUACCCUCUGUCCAAAUUAUCUACCCUCGAAUCUUCUGCAGAGCGGACAACAAAGAUGACGAUGGAUGUUAAUCUUCAAGACACGACGGAAGAGAGCGACGAAAUUCUCACGACGACUGUCUCGCCGACGACGUUACCGUUCAAAAAGACGUACGAAUAUGCCGAGAUCACUUCGAGUACCGAAAAGUAUCUUGAAGCAGCGAAAACUUCCACGACAACUUCCACUUUCGAAGUAUAUCCAGAGGAUAUCGUAGAGACCACUUCGGUCUCUUCAAUUCCUCCGGUUCCCGAACGCGCGACACCGGUCUCCAUCUUGACGACCGUCUCGCCUAAAGCGGAGGACACCGAUUCCGUCACGUCGACGGGAGCCGUAAUCGUCAGACCAAACGGCCGGAAGUCCGUAAUUAUGCGGAAGCACGCGAGCUUCAAUUGCCUGGAGAAAGAGAUGUAUCGCUUCUACGGCGACACCAGGGACUGUCGAUUGUUCCACUAUUGCUCGCCCGGCUUCACCUCGCGGCAGGUGCUGGACUUCCGGUUCGUGUGCGAGGAGGGCACGACGUUCGACGAGGUGACGCAGAGCUGUCGUCACGACGUGCCUAACCGGAAGUGCCGGAACCGCUCCUGGUGAGAACGUCCCCCUGGAAAGGGAGACGUUCUCCGCCGUGUGUGUGUUUUCUCCGAAUCUCGUGUUUCCUCAAUUCCGUUGAUUUUGGUAAUUCGUGAAUCCUCUAGGACUCCUUAGUAUAUUUAUAUUUUCUUUCGUUUUUUUUUCUUUUUAACAUGCAAUACGCAAGAAUAUCCCGAAGAAGAAGAGGUCUCCCUCCUUCUCUUAAGCCCAUUGCCAUAGCGCCUCGCGCUGGAUUCACACUUAUUAAAGUUAAUGCUAUCCGAUCGACCCGCACGUCGUCGAUCGGAUCAGAGAGGGAAGCGAGGAGGCAUAUCUAAAUUAGAAGAAAAGUCGCACCUAUCGUUAGCAUUAAGUGAGAGAGCGAAGAAGUCGGUUCCUACGUUGUUCUCGAAGCAAAUGUUGGCACGAGAGACAUUAAG
Pogonomyrmex barbatus (red harvester ant) is the source of this 7528-nucleotide messenger RNA. RefSeq lists its product as uncharacterized. Gene Ontology annotation, molecular function: chitin binding. The record is from RefSeq and is a predicted model, not a curated record. NCBI's taxonomy places the organism in Eukaryota, Metazoa, Arthropoda, Insecta, Hymenoptera, Formicidae. Gene Ontology annotation, cellular component: extracellular region.